Messenger RNA from Phragmites australis (common reed), 1354 nucleotides. RefSeq lists its product as uncharacterized. Bases 447 to 698 code for a protein of 83 amino acids. NCBI's taxonomy places the organism in Eukaryota, Viridiplantae, Streptophyta, Magnoliopsida, Poales, Poaceae. The transcript has 4 exons. Gene Ontology annotation, cellular component: mitochondrion. The record is from RefSeq and is a predicted model, not a curated record.
UUGUCAAGAGAACAUCUCGAGUUCUUUUUAGUUUUUAUACCCAGGUACUUUUUACGCAAAACACCCGGAAAGUAUCAAAAUAACCCCUCGCUGCUCCAGCCCUCACCCUCUUCCUUCCUCUGCUCCUUCCCUCUUCCUUCCUCGAGGAGUGCAGAACCCGUUCCGCCGAGGCGAAGGUCGCCACGCAACUCUUCUAUUAUAGUCCUCCUCCUCCCCUCUACUGGACCGGCGUGGAGUGGACAUCCGUCCGAACUUAGAUUGUUUUCCUCUUUUGCUGGUAACAAAGCCUGCUUUGAUUCAUUGAUCUAUGAAUGAGGUUUAUGCCGGAGGAUCUUUUGUUUGCUGUGAGAAACGAAUCCUAAUCAUCCUUGCUUGGAUGGAUACCCAAUCCAUCCAGUUCGUUGAUUUGUUUUCUGUGUGAUGCUCACGUUUAAACAUCUCUGGAGAUGCAUCCUCCACUAACCUUGCACAGGCAUCCUAUGUGUGCUGAGAUUAUUGAAGCAUUUCAGAAGUGCCAUGUGGAUCACCCAGUCAAGAAGUUAUUUGGCGAGUGCACAGAUCUUAAGAUUAAGCUAGACCAGUGCUUCCGGCAGGAGAAAGCUUUGAAGAGGAAGGAAAACUUUCAAAAGAGCAAGAAAUUUAAAGAACAGCUGCAGGCCUAUAAAAAGGAGAUGGCUGAGAAGGGCAAGGAAUCAUAACUUGGAAUAGAGGGCGAGGACCCGGUGGCUUCAGUUGUGUACUUCACAUAUUUUACUGUUCAAAAGGUUACUAUUGAUGAACUAGAGGCUAUAAGUAGUACAUUGAACUUGGAGUUUUGAACUCUCUCCCGUGUGCCGUGGCUAUCCUACUUAUGUUCGGUCAGUUCUCAAAAAUAUAUAGAAAAAAACCCGACCUUCUUGUUCAGUCAAUUUUCAGUAACACUAGAAGCUCUAUAUAGCAGAGUAGCAGACGCAGACAACAAAGUUUGCACUAUGUUGUAUUGUAAGAACUAUGUUCUAGAAUAAGACUAUCCAGAUAAUUAUCAGCUGAAAUGAGAUUUUGCUUGAACGCCUGCAGAGACUAUUUUGUUCUGUGGUGUCAUACCAGCUAUUAACAUGUUGACAUGGUUUAUAGCUCAUGGGAUCAUUGUCUGGUAUUGGAAUUGGCAUUUAGUCAUACAUUGUUACAUUUUCAGUGUUUGUUAUUAUAGUUCCUUAAGAUUCUCUGCGAUUGUUUAAAACCAUCUAGGGUUUGUGAGCCUUCCUUUUUUAUUUCUGAAAUUUGUUGAUGUGCCAACGUCCCCAUCAGCACCCUUGAAUAAGGAUUAGGACGGAUGUGGCACUCGAAAAGAGAAGUCAGGGACAGCUAUGCACUG